Molecule: messenger RNA, 3744 nt
Organism: Ipomoea nil (Japanese morning glory)
Lineage: Eukaryota; Viridiplantae; Streptophyta; Magnoliopsida; Solanales; Convolvulaceae
Exons: 8
Coding region: 284-2356 (690 amino acids)
Source: RefSeq, a predicted model, not a curated record
CAGAGUCGCAGACUGCAAUAGAACCUCACCAUGUAUGCCAUCCACCAUUCUAAUUUCUGAAAUCUCAGCCUCCGUCUGCCUACGCUACUCGAACUCGGUGACCCUCUCUGUUUCACUCGGAGACGGCGACGGCGACAGUAGUUUCUCCGGUCUCCCUUAUCGGCCAGUCGGCGUCUCCGGUCUCCCUUCUCCUCAUUUUUGUUUGGGUAUUUGAAUAAUUGAAUUCUUGGUUAAAAAAUUGAUUCUUGAAGACUGACUUCAAAUUCAGGAAUAGUUGAGGAAAAUGGAGGAGCAUUAUAUAGAAGACUGCAAAGCUUUGUUAUCUCAAACGAAGCAGCGAGAGAAGGAUCUUAGGCUCAAAAGAAGGUGGUUGAUGGGUGUAAAUUUAUCACGAUGGGAGCAGGAUUGCAUGGAGUCUCUUAAGCCACCCAAUGACAAGUUUGUGCCUGAAUCAAUGCUUAGAGAAGAUGAUUUAAGUUAUGAGAACAUCAGAACAUUUGUUGGAAAGACACUUGGAGUACAUAAUGCUGAAAGAAACCGUCAUGUGACUGAAGAUGAUGAAAUACAACUCUUUGAUUCACCUAAGAAUUUGAAGUAUAUAAUCUCCUUACUUGAUGAAAUGACCAAUAAGGGGCUAUUCUGUUUUGCUGAGAUUGUGACGAAUGGUUCUGUUAACUUCCUCAAAACAAAAAAGAAGAUGAGAAAGAUAAUCAAAGAAUUUCUUCCAAAACUACUCGAAUGCCGUGAUGACCAUUGCCAAAUGAAAUUGAAGCAACUGGCUCGACUCCUUGUGGAUCCUCAAAAUUUUUGCAAGAAUGAAAUGGCUCUUUCAAAUCCAUCUCAAUCCUUCCGUGCAGCUUGUAUUGAUGUUCUUGCUAGGCUUGAUGAACUUCCAUUCAUAGCACUUAGUGCAAUGUACCGAAAUCUCAGAGGGGUCAAGGGAUACACUCCUAAGUUGCAAGGCAGAAGGUCUGGUUGGAGUCUUGAGAGAUUAGCGAAACAAAUAAGGAGAAACUCAAUGGAAAUGCUGCAAGAAUUUUGUGAUGGAGAUGAGCCACCAGAACCCUUGGCAAAAGCUUUGGCAGUUGCACACUUGAUGCUAAAACCAAAACCAAGAACACUGUUACCAAAUGUUUCUCCAGAUAUAGAGGUGCUACAGAGUGAUAUUGUGAAGGCUAUUGAAUUAGUCAAGGAUAAAAGGAAAAUAAGUUACUUAGAGCUGAAGAAGUUGCAGAUUAUGCUGGAUCCAGGUACUGAACCAUCAGAACAAAAUUGUCGUGUGCGUGUGACAAUGAAGAAUUUGUUGACUGAAUAUCUUUUGGAGUGCAUCAAUAUGGACACUAUACCAAAGAGUUUGCUAGAAACUGUUAGAAUUAUCAACAGGACAUCUCAGGGGUCAGCCCCAAAAACCUUCUCAACUGAGGAAAUACAGGAAGAAGUAAAUUGUUUACUACAUUUGAGUGCUCAGGCAAAGCAGAUAGUCUGGGACUCUCUUCCAGAAAAUGAAUUUGACAAAGAUUUUGCUGAUGCAUACAUGGAGGAUGUUGAAGAAUGUGAUGAAUCUGGUUAUAACAGUCAUGAUAGCAGUCAUGCUAAAAAUUGCAGUUUUAAUCCUGCUGAUCUUGACUGUCAAUCAGAAAGUGUUGGUGAGAUCAGCCCAGUUGAUUCUAAAUCACCAGUCUCUUCAAGUCGAGCUGAAAACUUGACUCCACUUUUUUCACCAAAUAAAAAGUUAAGUAUCAAACUUGAAUCAAUGAACAUUACUGAAAAAAACUCACUAGGGUCUCGUGCAGUUCUUCAUUCUUCAAAAAAUUUUGACGACACUAGCAGUAUAGAUGAAAAUUGGGAUCAAGCAGGAAGUACAGGCCAACAAAGGCAAACUUGUUCUCAUAUUGAUAAAGAUGGAUUUUCAACAAUAUCCUCUGGUAAUGGACUAUCAGGAAGGAGUCAUGAUGGACUGAAAGAACCAAAAACAGAGUUGGGAUACAAGCCAAACUUUGCAUCUUCUAAAUUUUUACAGGCAGAUACCACGGUAGUAAAUGAUAAUAAAAGCAAUUUUGAGAAUCAGUACCUCAUUAUCCAAGAAGCUUGUGAUGAAACAAGUAUGUUUGCUUAUUCAUUUGUUGAUCAAGUGUUGAAUGAGUUGGCAAGGUUAGACAGAUUAGAGAUGCCUAAGGAUCACAUGUCAAGUCUCCAAGCUGAUGCUUUGGGCCUCGAAAAUUCCAAAGGUCCAACAAGGAGGCAGACUUUUGGCGAAGAUGGUGUAGGGUCAGUUAUGAUCAAUGUACUUGAAGUUCUAAUGCCUUCAUUUCCUAGCAGAGAGAAAGAGGAACUGAAAGUGCUGAUGGGCAUAUAGAGACCAAUUAGAAGCAUAAUUAUUGUGGAAGUUGGUAAACAUCAGAAACCCUUCAACGGGCUAUCUUUGACACGAUAUAUUAAAGUUAAAUCUGGGUUGGACUGUUGGUUGCUGUUAGCCAAAGCAAUCCAAGGAAAAUUCUUGCAUAGAGCCUGGCUCGAUCUGAGCACUGCAAUCACCUUAAAUCAAGCAUCUUUUUGGCGAAAACAAAAAUUUGGCUACCCCUCAUUCAAGUGCUGCACCGGAGUAAAGGUUCUGGGAGUUUUCUGUUUUAUAUUUGGUGAAAGUGCUUCAGGCUUCAGCAGAUAAACAUAGAAGCAAGAGAACCACUGAAGCAGUGGGGACUAGUUAACAUUUCCUUGGUGAGCAUGUCUGAUACUGACUGGAGAAAGAAUUGAACAGAAGACCAGUUUGCACUCAGGAUAGAAAUGCUGCUGGUACCUUAUUCUCCCUACUGCUCAUAGAUUAAACAUUUUUUGGAAAACAAUUCUUCUAUUUGGGGACUGCAAUGUAGUCUGCUAUUAGAAAUAUGGUCAGAGGACCAUUCAUGAUAACAUCUGGUUUUAGCUGCCUACUUCUCAAAAGUGGGGAUGGCAGUCUAGAUUGCUAAGUAUACUCCGGAGUUGCUAGCGGUUAAGUGGUAACCUAACCUCACCUCACCUCACCGGUUGCCAGUGAAGGUUUCUCAAAUCCGGUGUAAGUUGGCUAUUUAUUCAGGCGGUCUCUUCUUUUUGGACAAUGUUAGUCUCUCGUUUGUUUGAUUUUGUUUCGAUUUUUUUUGAGGUUUGUAUGUGUAGUUGUUCUUGGGUAUUCAAUAAUUUUUUUUGAAUUUUUUUACCUUUACUCCAAAUUAUACCAUGGACCAGGGUCUACCUUGCAUUGUAGACCCUGAUCCAAAAAUAAGAGAUUUGGUGAUGACUAAACAUGAAACAAUUUAUUCUGAUUAUAAAUAAAGCAAUUUUAUUAUGAUUAUAAAUAAAGGUCGAUGGUUUCUCUCUAUAUUUUUCCUAUUCUUUCUAUUUUAUUACAUAUUGUAGUAUUUAUAUGAGUGUAUUUACCCUUGCAUGCAUCCAUAAUUAAAUUAUAUCUUAAAUGGUUCUAUCUAGAAUUAUUUUUAAUUUAUCCGCACGAGUUUAGCUCAAUGGUUCAGUAUGCAGUAAUCGAAGCGACGGGGUGUCGCCGAUGGAAAAUUAGAACGACGGAGUGUCGCCGAUGAAAAAUGAAAGCAGUGAUGAGUCGGAAAAUGAAAGCUGUGAUGAGUUGUGAUGGAAGAGCGUUGAUUUGACAAUGAGUUUACUUUAUUCAAUGUCCAAUAUGAAAUUAAGCUAAGGUUGAUAAGUAUAUGAAUGUCUGAUCUAUAUAUUGUAAUAAUAUUUUGAUAUUGCUUA